Messenger RNA from Helobdella robusta, 1012 nucleotides. RefSeq lists its product as hypothetical. Gene Ontology annotation, cellular component: focal adhesion. The transcript has 8 exons. The coding region runs from base 77 to 1012 and encodes 311 amino acids. The record is from RefSeq and is a predicted model, not a curated record. Gene Ontology annotation, molecular function: actin filament binding. Lineage: Eukaryota; Metazoa; Annelida; Clitellata; Rhynchobdellida; Glossiphoniidae.
UCUGACAGCAACAUCGCAAAAUUCUCUUUCGUUUAAUCAUCAGUCGAGUUUGCUAGAUUAGGUUUUAUCAUUCAAAAUGUCUAAAAUUUGUGCAAAAUGCGAGAAACCUGUUUACCCGUUGGAGGAGCUUAAAUGUCUUGAUAAGAUUUGGCAUAAACUUUGUUUCAAGUGUUGGGAAUGCGGUAUGACUUUGAAUAUGAAAAAUUACAAAGGUUUCAACAAGUUCCCAUAUUGUUCAGCUCACUACCCUCAAACAAAGCAUACAGUAGUAGCCGACACACCUGAACUUCAAAGACUGAGUCAGACUUCUAAAUUACAAAGUCAAGCAAAGUACCAUGAGGAGUUUGAAAAGAAAAUAAAGGGUUCAAAAAUUCAAGUGGCAGAUGAUCCAGAAACACAGAGGUUGAAGCAACUUAGUACCAUGGUCAGCCAGGUUGAGUACAAGGGACUGAAGGAAAAGUUUGGAGAGAUGGAAGCUAAGCGACAUAUUAAUGAAAACCGCAAUGAGAAUGAGAAUGCCUCUCCGUACACUGAUCGUACUCAGUCGCAUUCUGUGGCUUACACUGGACAGGGCAAAGAACCUCGAAAGAUAGGAUCGAUCAGCGACUACGAUCCUACGACUAGUCACAGCAGCAAUCGUCAGAGUAACAGUGGUCGUCCGCUCAGCAAGCAAUCACAGGAAUGGCAAGAAACUGUACCAAUUAGUCCUGCUCAUUUGGCGGCGGGAGGACAUCAAGGUAAUGUUUCACCUACCAAGGUACCAUCAUCACCUACAACGCAUCAACAGGCAGGUGUUAAGGCUACUGCAAGGUCUUCAAAUAAAAAAGCUAUGGGCUUAGUUUGCAAGGCCAUGUAUGACUACACAGCUCAAGAUACAGACGAGGUGACCUUCAUGGAAAAUGACAUCAUCAUCAAUUGUGACCCCAUAGAUGAGGGCUGGAUGUAUGGCACUGUUCAGAGGACAGGGAUCAGAGGGAUGCUCCCUAGUAAUUAUGUUGAGAAAGUUCAGUAA